GAUCUAGCAAAACUGAUGUCGACGCCUACGGCCUACCAGUGAAUGGUCAUAGUUAAGCAGGUUCCGUGUUAAAAAAAAAGCUAAAGGUAAACAUUGAAUAAUAUCUACAGCCCGAGAAAGUAAAAGAAUAAGAACGGCUAUGCACCUAAACCAGAAAUAUUAUAUGUUAUAAUUUUUACGCUCAUGGAAUGCCAAAUUUAAUAGUGAUCAAAGGAAAACAUGCCGGCUUAUCAUUCCAGUUUCACUAAUAAUACUGCUACCAUUGGCAACCUAGCAUUGUUACCUAUAAAAACUCAUUUUAGAGGACCCGCCCCUACAUUAAAUGGCGACGAACUGGAUAUUAUAGAUGAAGCCUUAUACUUUUUCAGAGCAAAUGUUUUUUUUAGAACAUAUGAAAUUAAGAGCGACGCCGAUCGAGUUCUCAUCUACAUCACGCUUUAUAUUACUGAAUGCUUAAAGAAAUUACAAAAAUGCGGAAACCAAAAUCAAGCCCUCAACGAGUUAUAUUCUUUGGCUUUGGCAAAAUUCGACAUACCUGGAGAUCCAGAUUUUCCAUUAAAUUUGGUUUAUGCAAAACCAAGUAAUAUUACUGAGGCUGGGUCUCUCAGGUCACUGUACUUCCCCAUAGCUUCCACUCCGGCACAUCAUUUUGUUUUAAGCGGUUCUAAAAACACCUGCGGCUUUGAUGAAAACAUUCUUAUUGCGACACUCGUGCUUCAUUUUCGAAAUUUAGUUUACAUCUCUUUCAAGAAUAAAACGAUGCAGAGAAAAAUGGAAAAGCAAUAUAAGAAAUUUAAUGAGGCAAUAUUUACAGCAGGUCAGGCAAGAGGCUUCUCAACGUCUUAUCAAAAAAGUAUACGAAGUAGGUGGUAAGCCGAGUAAAUGGUGGCUAUGUUUUGCCAAGAAGAAGUUUAUGGACAAAUCUCUAUCUGCACCUGGCCAAUAAACAUACUUUUACCAAAUUUUAAAUGUAUUGCUUUUUGAAUACGUGCAAGUAAAUUUUAUUGUAUUUCA
This is a messenger RNA of Belonocnema kinseyi, 1014 nucleotides long. RefSeq names its product actin-related protein 2/3 complex subunit 3-like (gene Arpc3A). The transcript has 6 exons. Gene Ontology annotation, molecular function: actin filament binding. The record is from RefSeq and is a predicted model, not a curated record. Gene Ontology annotation, cellular component: Arp2/3 protein complex; cytoskeleton. Gene Ontology annotation, biological process: regulation of actin filament polymerization; Arp2/3 complex-mediated actin nucleation. The coding region runs from base 220 to 873 and encodes 217 amino acids. NCBI's taxonomy places the organism in Eukaryota, Metazoa, Arthropoda, Insecta, Hymenoptera, Cynipidae.